Molecule: messenger RNA, 850 nt
Organism: Ceraceosorus bombacis
Lineage: Eukaryota; Fungi; Basidiomycota; Exobasidiomycetes; Ceraceosorales; Ceraceosoraceae
Source: the annotation of a GenBank genome assembly
AUGGAAGCGGCAUCUCAAGCACGCAAGGAGCGGCUAGAGGCCCUCAAGAAGAGGAGGUACGGCGGAGAUGCAGAAUCAAGUGAGAAGGCCAAACUUGGUGGUGCCGAGGGGACAAGCAGCGCAGAAGGCGAUCAGGCUGAGGAUCUGCAGCAAAUCACGACUGCUAGAUUGGUCAGAAGCUUCCGAAAUUACGAUCGAGAGACGGGAGGUUUGAAAAAGUUCAAGUACGAUGAGAGGCCAAGGGAGACCGUAGAAGAGGGUGAGCUGCAGUUCGGAGCGGCUUCAAUGCGCAAAGCGAUGAUCUAGCUGGAUUUCGAACAGAUCCACGUGGGCUGUGAAGAGCAAUCUGCACUCAUCAGCGCGCGCGAGGUGAUUUGCCUAAGCUGACAUCCCUUACUCAAAUCGGACAUGUAGAGGUGAAAGGCGUCCAAGAAGCCAUUCUGGCGAUGGAUGAGCUGAAGCGCAAAGAGGAACUCGUGAGUCCUCAAUCGAUUUUUGCGACCAGUGGCGUCGACUGAGCCCGUAUCUGACGCAUACAUGCGGUAUCGCCUCGGCCGUCACUCAGGACCUGACGAACAUCGCACCUCGCAAGCCAAAUUGGGAUCUGAAGAGGGACAUGGAAAAGAGGUUGGCCAAACUGGAAAGACGGGACAAGGAAGCCAGGCUAAUCCUCAUCAGGCAACGACUGCAAGCUGCGCAAGGUGGGGUGGACAGCGUGAGCGGCAAGAGCGUCUCUGCAGCAGCUGCUAAUGCACAGCUUAGAGCUGCUGAGGCUGAGUUGGCCGCCGGAGUCAUCGGCAACGGAGUUCAACCCGACGACGUGGAAGGGCUCGACAGCGACGAAGAAUAA